CUUUACAUUUGCUCCGACGAUUUAAGUGUUGGAAGUUCCGGGAUUUAGAUACAUGUAGAUAGUUGAGAAUGACUCUGACAGAGGAAGCUACAUUUCUGCCAGGCAUGCAGGACAGUAACUCCGACCGCAUGUCUUCACACCAUAAAUGGGACAUCAACGACAACACACUCCCUGUGGUUAACGAGUUCGAUGCGUUCAAAGAAUGGCCCGAUGGUAACUGUCGGUAUGUGUACAGUGGUGAUGUGGAGGACGGUAGGAGACAUGUCAGUGGCUGGGCCAUGAGGAACACAAACAACCAUAACGCUCUCAUCCUAAAGAAGUCAUGUCUUGGAGUGUUCGUAUGUAGCCAUGACUGCUCACUGGACAGUGGGGAUAAAGUCCAUCUUAGACCUGCGAUCUGUGACAAAGCUAGGAGGAAACAAGUUGGUAAAGCAUGUCCGAAUUCGCGCUGUUCAGGCCGACUGGAACUCAUGUCCUGCCGAGGCCAUUGUGGCUACCCUGUCACCCAUUUCUGGCGGAAUCUUCAUGGUGCUAUCUAUUUCCAGGCGAAAGGAAUCCACGACCACCCUCAACCAGAGGUAAAAGCCUCCGCUGAAGCUAGGCGACAUAAUAAGAUAAUUCGACAGCAGGAAAAGUUGAUGAUGAUGAAUAUUUCUGUACGGAAACGACUUCGCGGGUCGUCCAAUACAGGUGUACACAAAGAAAUACACAGAAAGAAAAUGAAAAGUUUUGACAACAUGUGUUCGUGUUCGCCGUUUGAAUGUACGUGUACACAUAUCCGAGUGAAUCAGUAUCAGUCCGCAUAUAUGGAUGGCCAACAACCAGACGUCCUUAGACGUUCUAAUUCAUGGACUCCACAGAUAUAUGAAGCAUCUUCGUCACCAUGGCAACGCCCUUUCUCAUUGGACACAAAUCACAAUCAGCCGGGACUUUAUAAGUCAUGUGAUUUACAGGAAAAUCGUCCUUACAUACAUGAGGAACAAAACUUAUUGUCGACACUCUUCCCUUCAAUGUCUAACCAGUCUAGAAACUACUCCGAUACCUCCGUCCACAACUCUGCUUUCUGCUCCAAGAGCGGUUCUGUAAACUUUUUACACCGAUUCGGGUCGCGAGGUAUCCCAAUGCCAGAGAUUCUAUACCCUGUGUCUUCUCUACCUGUAGAUCCUCAGGAUAGACCAGACUAUCGAUCUUCUCGGCCCAUUGAUCGCUACGGUGAAAAGGAUCCGUUUGGAUUUCUGUACGAAUCCGACACGGAUAAAGGGGUGGAGAAUCCUUCUUCCGUGAGGGUAAAGGCUGAACCGGGUUGUGAUGAUUCAUCAACUAGUCUUCUAGCACAAAAACAAGGCAAGGACGCGCAAUAUCUUUCAAACGUCAUAGGAAGCUCUCUUCAUGACAAUAACACUAAUAAACUAUGUGACGACUUUGUGAAUAUCGACGUGUUGGAUCACAGUUCCCAACUUUCCGCGUACCCUGACACAUCUGACUCUGAUGUGUUCCAGUCGUUUGUACCCCGGUUUUCGUCAGACAUUCCAAAUAUGCCUCCUAGCACGAGCGGUCAGUGUCAGAUGGUCACGUCUUCCACACCUCAGUAUGUAGAACUCAAACCAAUGAAACGCAACAACGACUCUCGGCAUCGACGUCUGUCAGACGGCGUUCAGACUCCAAUAAGUUAUAGUACAAAACAAUCCGAACAUUCUAGUCAGAAAUUAACCGAUUCUAGUUACCAAUCUGGUGUGUUUAAUGAAUGUCUACCUUUUGGGGACGUUACGUCACAUUCCGGGGGAACGACCCAGAGGUCUUUACCAAGUAGGUGUGACCUGCCUCCAGGCCCCACCCGGCCAUACGGGAGCGAGGGCCACUGUGGUCACUACCAUAGCGAUAUGUACCAAUGUCCUUCAAGUAACUGUUCACAGAUGAAGCAACAGUUAUGUAACCAUAGUAUCAACAUAACACUGACAUAUAAUUAACUUAAACAUGAGGAAAGAAUAUAACACAUCCACAGUUUUUUGCUAAAAAUAUAUGAAAUACCAAAUAAUCACGAAAAAAUUCCGUAUGUUUUAAUGUAAGUAAAUUCAAAAGAGUAAGAAACAUCGGUAAAACAAGAUAAACGCGCGAUAAUACCGAUCUUUAAAAUCAACAUUGUGAUAAUUACCAAAUAAUAUUUACCGAUCAUCAUGUUUAAGAUUUGUUUAGCUCAAGUAAGUUUCUUUUUCAAACUAUGUAUUCGAGCUAUAUUUUAUUGUGUCUGUAAUCGACUCCCGACCAAAUGUCCCCGUGUCCAUUCCACGUGUUUGAAGUGCCAUGUCGGUAAUCGUACUUCUGGUAAGGUGAUCACGAGACCCCCAUGGUUGCCUCCCAAACCCCUAUUUACGUGUUAAAUGUUUUUUUUAUGGUAUAUCAGUAUUACAGAUUUGUAUUUCUAUGCAAGUGUACAAUCUGGUCAAUCUACGUUGGAUAUUUCCAGUGCCUUUUUUUUUUAAUUUAAUGUUGAAUUUUCUAUACUUA
Pecten maximus is the source of this 2505-nucleotide messenger RNA. RefSeq lists its product as uncharacterized. Gene Ontology annotation, cellular component: nucleus. Gene Ontology annotation, biological process: gliogenesis; regulation of transcription by RNA polymerase II. The transcript has 6 exons. The record is from RefSeq and is a predicted model, not a curated record. The coding region runs from base 69 to 1967 and encodes 632 amino acids. Gene Ontology annotation, molecular function: DNA-binding transcription activator activity, RNA polymerase II-specific; RNA polymerase II cis-regulatory region sequence-specific DNA binding. Lineage: Eukaryota; Metazoa; Mollusca; Bivalvia; Pectinida; Pectinidae.